Molecule: messenger RNA, 7712 nt
Organism: Bactrocera oleae (olive fruit fly)
Lineage: Eukaryota; Metazoa; Arthropoda; Insecta; Diptera; Tephritidae
Product: helicase ARIP4
Cellular component (GO): nucleus
Molecular function (GO): ATP binding; ATP-dependent chromatin remodeler activity; ATP hydrolysis activity
Source: RefSeq, a predicted model, not a curated record
CUCCUCUAUCCAACCAUAUCUCUUUUAACCCUGAAAGCGUGGGAUGGUAUACUAAAGCCGACCCAUUCUAGCUAAUAUUUUAUUAUUUGCAGCUGAGAUCUAUAAGUUGAUACUAAAAGUUUGACCAAUUAAGAAAUUUUUUUUGUGUUAUUAAAUCAUAUCUUUUCGCUUAAAAAAAUUUACUUUUUUUUCAAAUUAUUCAAUAAACAAAACCCACAGCAUUCAUUUUCAUUUUAAAAACAAUUAACUUAAACAGAAAAAGUCUCCGCUCAUCAACCAGCACACAAUAAUAUCAAGUAAUUAUAAAAAGUUUAAUAGCUGGUGCGGUAGCCUCGAAAUUUUAGAGCUUCUGCUAGACGUUUAGGCAUGGAAUUUACUAAUUUUCUCGUAUCUUGGGCUGACAUUUUACUCCCAUCGUCCAAUAUAACGGUCUUGAGCAUUACUUUGCUGGUAAUCGUAUGUGUGCGAAUUCUGCGCUCCAAUAAAGCGCAUAAAUGCUCAAUUGUAUUGAGGUCAGGUGAUUUUGGCGGUGAAUGUAGCUGUUUUGUAGCAUUGUAAAGAAGACAAAGACGAACAAGUUCCGCUGUAUGCUUAGGGUCAUUGUCCUGUUGGAAACAAAACACGUUUGGCAAUCCUAAUUUAUCAGCACUUUGCUUCAUGUGUCGUUUUAAAAUAUUUAGAUAAACAAAUUUAUUCAUUCUAUUUUCGAUAAACUCAAUGCCACCACCUCCACUUGCCGCCAUACACCCCCUCAAUUGAACUCCACCCCCACCAUGCUUUACGGUUGAAGUAAGAUUUCACCAUCUGUUUUCCUUUUUUUUCCAAACAUACUAUAUUUGGUCUUAUCCGACCAUAAAACUGAUUCCUAAAAAGAUAUAGGCUUGGUUAUAUGUUCAUUUGCGAAUGUAAUGCGCUUCAUACGGGUUUUUAAGGAAAUGAAUGGCUUUUUGCGUGCCACUCGUCCAUGAUAUCCAACCCUUUUUAAUAUUUUUCUUGCUGUGUCGCUGCAUUUUGUUUUUUUAAAUCAUAGUUUUUCAUCUUCUGCUAUUUGGGAAACGGUUAAACGUGGAUUAACUUUUACAAGAGAUGCAACUUUGCGUGUUUCCCGAUCAGUCGGACGUCCAAAUCGAGGCUUUGAAAUAAUAAUUCCCGUUUUUUUGAAAGUCUGGAUGACAUAUCGCACUAAUGACUCGGCUCUGUUGACAACUCGUCCAAUUUCACGAUAGUUUUUACCGUCCUUCUUAAUUUUAAUAUUAUUUUCCGCUCAUCAAUACUUAUUUCUUUGCCUUCUGCACUCAUUUCGAUUAAAGCUCAGUAAUUAGAAAAAUUUACUCACAAAUUGCAGAUUUUUCCUUCGAUUAUCUAAAUCUGUAUUAUUGACAACAACGCACACAAAAUUAUCAGGCCUUAAACGCGUAAAAACUACAAUAAACUAAUGUAAUAAGCAGUGAGCGGAUACUUUUUCUGCUUAUUCUCCAUUAAUAGAAUUCAAAAAAUGUCGCUAACUUUGCAAACGCACAUAAGAAUUCCAUGAAAUUUGGCUACUGAAAUGUGAACUUCAAAAACGCAUAUAUUUUAUUAAUAUUUUUAUUGAAACACAUUCCACGGAUUGGUGAGCGGAGACUUUUUCUACCUAGUGUAUGUAUUUUUAUGCACAUCCUUAAUAAUUCUCUACCGUUCAAUUUUGAAUUCAAAUUCUUAACACGCAUGCAACCUUACAUAUUAGCACAAGUUCUCAAAAUUGUCAUUUUGCCAACACUGUUGCAGACAGUAAUAAAUCCCGUUAGUUUGCAAAAGUGUUAUACGAAUACAAAUAUUAAUAAAGUGCGUCUGAAGAAGUGCAGUUGCGUAAUGAAAUUUUCAUAUAAAUUACGCUUAUUGAAAAUGAGCACAUGCUACACGUGUGAGAACUGUUGCAUCUGCGUGUACACAUAUACAUACAUAGUUAUAUGUAUUUACAUAUGUAGUACCCAUGUGUAGUGCCGUUGUAAAAACCAGUGCCAUUCAAACUCUGGUGCAUACUUGACAAAAAAAAUAUUGUGUGACCCAUGAACUUCUAAUGAGAAAAUUAUAAUGGAUUCCCAAAAUCAUAUGGAUACGUACAAUGAGAAUGCUGCAUUGAAUCCGCCUGCCAUAAAUAGGCCGGCAGAACCAUUCCAACCUUUUUUGCGACCGGAAAUCACAGGCCUCAAUCCGGAAGAUCCUUAUGCACAGUAUCUAAGAAACCAGGAAUCACUGCUUUUAAACGAUAUGAACGCUAAACAAUCAUUAGAUAUGUUAAAACAACAAACCAGCGCACUUGACGCAUUAGGUUAUCCCUGUAUUGGUGGUAAUAGUUAUCCGCCGAAUGACCACUUUGGACAGAAAAGAAAGAAAGACUCCGAAAACGAUGAAAUGGUAGAGGCAAAGAAAUUAAGUAGCAAUAACAUGUCUGCGGAAGAGAAAAAGACUGCAAACAUGCGUAAAAAUAUACGAGAUGUCUUCGAUGAAAAUCAAUUGGAUACGAAUACACUAGCAGCACAACGUGAAGAAACUGAACGUCUGGCACGUGUUGCUGAACAACAGAAAAUCAUACGUGAAACACAACGCCAGGCAGCGGUCAAUAGAAGUUUUGUGCGCACACAAAAUAAAGUACUCUCCCUUUUACAAAGUGGUACAACAUUUGCAAAGGUCACCAGUGAAACACCAUUCGAAGAAGUCGACACAACUUUAACAGAGUCUGAACAAAAUGAAAGUCCACAAGCCCUACCCAUUGUCAAUGAUGAAGAUAAGCUUACUAGUAAAGUGGAAACGGAAAGUGUUUCACAAAAAGACGUUAAACCAAUUUCGCCAACACCAAUUGAUGAUGAUGAUGAUGACAAUGUUAAGCCUGCAGAAGAACAAGUUAUCAGCGACGUGGUGACAAUAGAAGAUAGUUCCUCUGAGGACGAUUGCAUUAUGCUAUCUGACGAUGAAGAGGAGCUAGAUGAUGAAGAAGAGGUGGACGAUCCGAGCAAUAGCGGUCUACAUGUUAAAGAUGCUUACAAUGUGGCCGAUGAGCAAGGACGUGUUUUAGUUAAUAUCGGUCAUCCCGAGGGCGAAGAUGACAUAUUCGUAGCGCCACAAAUAGCACGCACUAUCAAACCACAUCAAAUUGGUGGUGUGCGUUUUCUUUUCGAUAACAUAAUUGAAUCAACGAAACGUUUUAAAAGUUCCAGCGGUUUCGGUUGUAUACUCUCGCAUUCAAUGGGUUUGGGAAAAACGCUACAAGUGAUUUGUUUCUGUGAUAUCUUCCUGCGGCAUACACCAUCCAAAACAGUGCUUUGUGUUAUGCCCAUCAAUACAUUGCAAAAUUGGGUGUCCGAAUUUAAUAUGUGGUUACCGAAAUACUCUGAUAAUCCCGAACAUAUACGUCCCAGACAAUUUGACGUUUUCAUACUCAACGAUCAGCAUAAAACACUAAGUGCACGUGCCAAAGUUAUACUUAAGUGGGCCGAAGAAGGUGGUGUGCUGCUCAUAGGCUAUGAAUUGUUUCGAUUGCUGGCAUUAAAAUUGAUGUCGACACGUAAACGUCGCAGCAAUAAAGCGGGAAAUUGUGAACGCAGUGGCACAGAAAUGAAUAGACGUUUAAUGGAGAGUGUACAUCAGGCAUUAGUCAAACCCGGUCCGGAUUUGGUUAUAUGUGAUGAAGGUCAUCGCAUUAAGAAUGCACAUGCCGGCAUAUCACUUGCACUGAAACAGAUACGCACACGCCGUAGAAUUGUAUUAACCGGCUAUCCAUUACAAAAUAAUCUGCUAGAAUAUUGGUGUAUGGUGGACUUUGUGCGUCCCAAUUAUCUAGGCACACGCAAUGAGUUUUGCAAUAUGUUUGAACGACCCAUACAAAAUGGCCAAUGUAUUGACUCAACGCCGGAGGAUCACAAAUUGAUGCGCUAUCGAGCGCAUGUGUUACAUUCGCUGCUUUUGGGCUUUGUGCAACGGCGUUCACAUGUUGUGCUACAACAAACACUACCUAAAAAAUUAGAAUAUGUCGUACUAACGCGUAUGACAACGUUUCAACGGCAACUUUACGAUACAUUCAUGAAUGAUAUAGUGCGUACCAAAUCUGUUCCUAAUCCCUUAAAAGCCUUUGCUGUGUGUUGUAAAAUAUGGAAUCAUCCUGAUGUUUUAUAUAGUUUCUUGAAAAGAAAAGAAAUUGACUUGGAAUUAGAAAUGGAGGAAACCGAGGUUAUUGGCGAGCCAACAACAACAACUACAACAACAACUGUUGUUACACCGUUAUGUGCAGUUGAAAAAGCCACGUCGCUGGAAGAUAAGCCAACAAACGAAGGCGUUGUUAAUGAACCAAUUUGUCAAGAUGGCAAGCCCAAAGAAGAUCUUUGCUCCGAGGCCAAUUCGCCGGCAUCAGAGUGCAAGCAGGUGGAUCAACAAUCGCCAGCAGAUAUGACACAGCGUGAGGGGCAGGCUUUGGUGGCGAACAAACCGAACACGGAGUUUUCCAAUUUGAUGAAGAGCUCAAUGCUAUCGGAUCACUAUAAUCAACAGCAGAACGAUGUACCCUCUUAUUUGGGGGGGAAUGGCAAUAAUUAUUGGCAAGAGUCCAACGUAAAUUAUUUCAAUUAUCAAACGGUCAGCGAUAAUAUUGAAUCAUUAUCGAAGCCGAACUAUGUUGGUAUGGUGCCACAGCGUGCCGAAGAAACUCCAAACGAGGCCACUGAGGGAGCAGGGUCUUCACAAAUCGUCGAUUUGGAUACGAAGGAAAUAAAAACCGUUGAAACCGACAUAGAUAUGACACUCUGCCCGGUAAUUAAAAAUGAGACACCCGGCGAAAAUGCUGUUUUAGCAAAUGCAAAUGGUGAGGGUGCAACAACAGCCGGCAAUACAGAGGCCUUGAUCGAGGAUAUCAAAAUGUUAACCAGUACGAAUUCUAUAGGCAAUGAAAAAGAUGUUGGCAAGGUGAAACCAGACGAUACAACGCUGCAUGAAUGGGCCAUAGACCUGAUGAAGAAAUACCGACCGGGUCUGUUGGAAAAUUCGCCUAAAAUGGAAAUACUCUUUUGUAUACUAAACGAAAGUGUCAAACUUGGCGACAGAGUGCUUUUGUUUAGUCAGAGUCUAUUAACGUUAAACUUAAUAGAGACAUUUUUGCAAAUGACACGUAUGCCGGAUUCGGAUAUGUGCUGGGGGCGUGGCGUUUCGUACUUUCGUCUGGACGGUUCUACUACAUCGCAAGAACGUGAACGGCUCGUAAAUGAAUUUAAUUCCAAUACAAAUGUAAAAUUGUUCUUGAUUUCAACUAGAGCUGGCUCGCUAGGUAUAAAUCUUGUCGGCGCGAAUCGUGUUAUAGUUUUUGAUGCCAGUUGGAAUCCCUGUCAUGAUACACAAGCAGUAUAUAGAAUUUACCGUUAUGGCCAAAGAAAGCCAUGCUUCGUUUAUAGAAUUGUAAUGGAUAAGUGUUUAGAAAAGAAAAUAUACGAUAGACAAAUUAAGAAACAAGGCAUGUCCGAUCGAGUAGUCGAUGAGUGUAAUCCCGAUGCACAUCUCUCGAUAAGAGACAUCACCAAUCUCUGUCAUGAUUAUGAUGAUGAUGAUAAGAGUCAGUCAGAGAUACCGGAAUUCACUACACCGCUCGAUUCAUUCGAGGAUGUUUUAAUACGGAAAAUUGUGGAACAGCAUAAAGGCGGCUUAUCCAAGGAGCCAUUCUUCCACGAAAGCUUGUUGAUCGACAGAAAGGAGAAGAAACUGUCACAGGCUGAGAAAAGGCAAGCACACCGUGGCUAUGAAAUGGAGAAGAAGGCGAGUGUUAAACAAAACUUUAGUGUGCCCAUUAAGAAUCAGUAUCGCAUUGUGCGUAACGACGGCAGUAUUGUGACGCGUCCUGUUGCGUCGAUACGACCAAUGCAAACAACUAAAACAACAACGGCGACCAAAAGUGGUGGUAUACGUACCACCCGCUGGAUACCAGCUGAGGUAUGGCAACGGCAAGGCAUGACGGCACAAGAAAUGACGUUGCCUUUGGACGUUGUUAUACCCACACAUUCGAAUGACAAAUCGAAUAUAAUUUUAAAGUCGGGACAGCGAGUCAUGGUUUUGAAGUCCGCAAAAGGCAUUUAUAUGCAAUUGGAGAGUGGCAAAAUUAUUGCAAUUCGAACGUCCAGCAAGGCGGCAGAAGUGAAUAAGACGGACAAGGAUGAGGUGAUUGAUAUCACAAAUGAAGGUGAUACAGCUGAGAAGAAAGGGGAAGAGGGCAAAACUGAAAUUGCGAAUCAAAAAGAAAGCGACAGCAAAGCAAAAGGAUCUCAAAACACUGAAACGACUGAAAAAUCGGCCGGUUAUGACAAAAGUACUAAUAACAAUACAAAAAAGUUGGUGGAAACUAACUUAACUAAAGGCAAGGAAUUCGUACAGCCAAAUCAGUAUAAAGCGGAUAUGCAUUUGCAAAAGGAUGAUAUCAAUAGCAAAUUUGACAGUUUGAAAAAGUCUGAACAGAAAACGAGUCAACAAAAUAUUGAGAAAGUCUACGCAACACAUACAAAUGAUAGUACCACCAAACAGGAGUUUCCCAAUACAGUGAGGAGUGCCCAAAAAGUGCUGGCAUCGAAAGCGCCACAGCAAGUCGACGACGCUUUAGCUUUAAAAAAGCACGAGAGCAGCCAUCAGCAGCAGCAACAACAACAACUACUACUAACUCAACAUCAUGAGCAGGAAAAGGAGAAGAAGGAUUCUAUGUAUCCUUUAAAGCAUGGCCUUGAUAAGAAUAACCCACCACAGAACACACUCUUAAAUCAGCAGCAAAAAUGUCUACCACAAUAUAAUAAUAAGCCAUUGGUGGAUCCUGCACCAUAUCCUUACAAGCAAAUAGGUAAUUAUCCAUUUUGUGGUCUGCCACCACCCGAUCUUUCGAAAUAUGCGAAUCAAAGAGGUGACAUGAUGACAACACCGACUGAGUCUUUUCAGACCUGUAAUUACAAUAAACGAAAACUACAAAAAGAGUUGCCAAUACCAACCGAUUAUACGCCUUCACCCACAUCCUCAUCAUCAUCAGCUUCAGCCGCAUCAACAGCAUCAUCAUCAUCGUCCACAUCACAGAAUCAAAGCUUAAAACAUAGUCAUUUAAAUGCAGCUGCUGCUGCUACGGCCCAUCAAUCACCAUACUCGCAAUCGCCCUAUUCAUCAUUAUUCCAUCAGCAGCAGCAACCAAAACUACACCUGUACGGAUCAAAUUAUAAUUUAGACAAUGAACAUUAUAGUAAUUUAGCCCAAACUUCACAUAGUUCACAAAAUUUGAAUCAAAAUCAUAGUCUUAUUGGUGACACAUUUGGUGCCGUACAAGAGAAUAGCACAAGCCUUAUGCAUACCGGUGGCAGUCAAAAUGUGUCAGCGCCGUGUGAUUAUUCCACACAUUUUCCCGACUAUGCCGCCUAUAGUUCGUACAACCAUCCGCAUUAUUUUCCACAUUUUGCCAAUUCAUAUGGCAAUGGUUCAUCAGCACCGAUUGGCACCAAUCCCUAUCACCAAAUGCAUUGGUCACCCUUAAUAGCGCCAACUUCAAUAAAUGAGCAAUGUAAUCCUGUACACUCGUCCGUUUAUCCUCAAAAUGGUGCGCAACAUAAUCAAUGGCAUCACAAAUUAUAAAUAUUGUAGUUAUUUAAGUAAAAAAUAUCACCAUUCAGCCACAAAAAGGUUUUAAAUUAAUUAAUUUAAUUGCAUGGUAUUAUCGUAAAUUUGAAAUA